GUGGCUCGUUGAUGAUAUACAAAAUACGAGGUUUCUUUUUAACACCUUGUUGUAGAAGUGGAUUGGAGAUAUUCUUAGCCGUCUUCUUCUUCUUCUUCCUCUUCCUCGUUUCCAUUUGAUUGUUUUUUUUUUUCUUUAAGAAGAAGACACUGAUAAAUUGUAGUUAAGACUAUUACAUUUCUUCAGAAAGAGAGGGAAUAAAUCGAGCUUUCAUCUUUUUAUAUUCGUUCUUUGGACAGUGUCUCUCCACGUAUUCUGGUCUCUGGUCACAGGUGGUUUGGUCAGAACUUUUGGAGAAGAUCUCUGUUUGGUACAAUGUCUGAACAUGGUAAUAUGGUUAUGGAGGAAAAAAGAAUGAGGAAGGCUUCUUCAGUCCAAGGUCAUGAAUCUGCUUGGUUAGGUGGUUGGAGUCAGUUAGGUAAUGAAGUGAAGUUUCAUGAUCAGUCCAAGGACUUGAUAAAGCCUGAAGAUAAAAUACCUGACCAAGAGGUCUUGCCGUUUCCUAUGUUCAAGGUUUCUCAGAAGAGAGAUGUUGGUUCAAGCUCGAAAGCUGUGGUGGCUAAUAGGAUGCCUUGGAUGAAUGCGCUAGGAGAGAAAGAGAAGCUCAGUUCUUCCAGUAACCGUCUUGAUUUCCCGAUUCAAGAACAGACUACACAAAACCUUCUAGAGUUGAUAAGACCAGUGAGGCUUUACGCAACGGUUGAUACGGUUCAACGAGUUUCUGGUGAGAUCAACUUACCAGAGGAAGAUGGUCACCAGCUACUGAAGGGCUCCAUGAAACUGAAAGGGAAGAUUUUUGGUGGGUAUCUUGAUCUGUUUCCUGAUGUAGAUCACCAACAUAGAGGUGGAGUAAGGCUGCAGUCUCUAGAAAGCUCAAAGGACACCGAAGAAGAUGGGCUGAGACAAAAUGAAUCAUCUGCAGAGACUGAUAUCCUGGAAAUGGAUAAACUUCAGACAAUACAUCUUUCCGGCUCCAUUUCAUCAUCGUCAACUAAGGGCAAAGGAAGAAUAGGCGAUUCAGCCAUUCCUAGAACUGAAAUACCUGACAUGAAUGAAGAGCCGCCUCUAGUUCUGGAUGGAGAGGGUGAAACAAGCAACUCGGCUACUCAAACUAUGAACGUGGAUCACUUUCUCUCAAGAGACUGCAAACGUGUGCGGUUAGAACCAGAAAUGGAACCCAGCAGUAGAUGGGUGAAGCGUCUGAAAACAACAGCCGCUGCCUCUGAUUCAAGCGGCCAAGGUGAAACCAAGAGCUUGAUGAAGAAUGAAGCAGCAUCUCUGGCCCAAAAAGAGAACAAUAAUAACCUGUUCCUUGAAAUCUUGAAGUCUGGGAUCAACAAUCUCCAACCAAGAAAUCAAGAACCCGUCACUCCAGAAAUCAACCAGGGAGGAGAAGGCGUUACGCUUCUGCAUCCAUGGAUCCAGAGGUGGUUCAAGAAGAAAGCUACAUCGACAGAUCAAUUAGAAGGGCAAGAAGUUACCUUUGAGCUAGAGAACCAAAAGGAGUUGGAAAAGAAACAGUAUCCGAGUAUUGCAGCCAUGGCACUCAUGGGGAAGGCUUUGAGCGGUUUAAACCCGUAUGGUCUUAAAAAGACCGACUCUCUCAUGGUCUGGAAUGCUCGGGAUUUAAGGUAGGAAAAAAAGAAGGUAAAAUCAUCAUCCAGAUCUUCCUCUCUAUUAUUACAACAUAGAGACAAGAUCUCAGAGACUUUCAGUUUAAUUCGAAACAUGUAAGAGUUUGACAGGACCUCCUAUAUCAUCUUAGUCUACGUAGGCGUCAGUCUCAUUAUCUUAUUAUAUUUGUUAUUUGUAUCAUAUAACUUCUUGUAUAUAUAGCAGAACAAUAUUCCCUA
Messenger RNA from Brassica napus (rape), 1853 nucleotides. Its product is annotated as F-box protein At2g16365. The record is from RefSeq and is a predicted model, not a curated record. The transcript has 4 exons. NCBI's taxonomy places the organism in Eukaryota, Viridiplantae, Streptophyta, Magnoliopsida, Brassicales, Brassicaceae. Gene Ontology annotation, biological process: regulation of photomorphogenesis. Bases 316 to 1635 code for a protein of 439 amino acids.